GAGAGAGAGAGCAAGCAACAACAGCGACCCUCCUUCUUUUCAGUCCCUCCAGCCACGCGUCCACUGCCAGGAGCUCCUGCUGCCGCUGGUGACCAGACACGACCAGACCCGCUUCAGACACCCAGCCGCCCGGUUCCGACUACAUUCACUGGAGGAAAGUCUUCCAUCGGACCGCGAACGAGACAGAGAGAGAGAGGUCCUGGCCAGAGACAUUUUUACAGGAAACGAUACUCAACUCCGUUCGCUGUCUUUCUGAAGAGAUGAUGAUGAUGAAGAUCGAGAUGAUGGAGGCCAAACUCUUGUUUGCUCUUUGUGCGCUUUUGCUCGUUAACAUGGGGUCCGCUGGUGAAGCUGCUAACUCAACGACUGUGCAGAAACCUGAACCCACCAAGAGUGGAAACUCAGUGACUCAGCUGCCAUUAGUGGCCCCUGUUGCUUCCAACCUUUCCACUGAAACUGGAACCAACAAAACCAACACGACCGGAACUUUCUCCGCAUCCACACCACGUACGACUCAAUCAUCAUCGGAUCACAGCACAGCUUUACAUGAUGCUCCGCCCUCUUCUACACCUUCAAACAACUCCGCUCAAAAUAAAACCUCCUCCGCUACUCCCGACUCAAUGCCUAACACCACGAUGACGACGGCGGCGUCUAACGCCACGUCGUCCAACGCCACGUCGUCCAACGCCACGUCGUCCAACGCCACGUCGUCCAACGCCUCGUCGUCCAACGCCUCGUCGUCCAACGCCACGUCGCCCAACGCCACGUCAUCCAAUGACUCGUCGUCCAACGCCACGUCGCCCAAUGCCACGUCGUCCAACACCACGUCGUCCAACGCCACGUCGUCCAACGCCUCGUCGUCCAAUGACUCGUCGUCCAACGCCACGUUGCCCAACGCCACGGUGCCCAACACCACGUCAUCCAACGCCACGCCACCCAACGCCACGUCGUUUCGAGGCACCACCACUUCUCAUCCAUCCACAAAUACUAAUCAGUCCAGCUAUGCAACAACUAAACCCUCCCUGGUCACCACCACGGCUCUGCUGAACAUCACCUCCACCCAUUCAGGGAGUUCAUCCCAGCUCAACAUACAGGGCAGCAAUUUUCAUGACUCUCCCGGACUGGACCCCCUUCUGGUUGGCUUGGUGUCGGCAUUCGUCAUCACUGCCAUCGUCAUCACGCUGCUGCUCUUCCUCAAGUUCCGCAGAAGACAAAACGGACCACGGUUUCACCGGCUGCAGGACCUACCAAUGGACGACAUGGAGGAAACGCCCCUGUCCAUGUACACCUACUGAAGGGGUGUGGAGGCCCAACCAAAGUCUUUUCUACUCUUGAAACCAGGACAGUAAUGCUGUGGUUGUUGAACCGGAUCUUCUUAAUUAGCACCAAACAGAAAUCCACAUGGGUAGCAGUAAGUUUAUGUCUGGAUUGCUUUUACUUACCCAGAUUAUCUGGACGCUUAUCAGACACGGACCUAAUUUAAAUGGAAGUUUAACGAUGAAACAGCCAGGAGGAAUCCCUUUGGAAAGUGAUCUGUGUUUGGUGUGUGAUUUUUUUUUUUUUUUUUAAACUGGGGGGGAAAAGCCUUUGUUCACUUCUGUAUAUAUAAAGUUUGAGGUUGUAAAUAUUGUUUUGCCCUUCAAGUGGUUGAUAAAAGGUAAAGCAGAAGGAAACUGCUUUCGGUCCCCUCAGUCAGUGACGCUUAGACCCAGGCUGAGGCGAUCGUGACGCUUCGUUGGGUUUAAGUCGGUACAGAGAGGAAAAGGAGGGAGGGAAGAAGAAACCUGAUUUUUCUGUUAAGAAAUUUGCACUUUACUUUUCAGGGGUAAGUGAUGAGGGUAGACAGAGAGAAAUUUGAUUCUGGGGAAUUUGGAAAAAUGGAUUUUGUAAAUAGAUUAUCGACAUUGUGCUUUUAAUUGGCGGGUUUUUGUUGUUGGUUUUUUUGUUUUAAGCGUUAAUAGAUUUGUGUCUGUCAGUUGCGUACCAGUGAGGAGUUGCAGGCCUGGCAGGGAUUACUUAGCGUUUGAUUGUUGAAGGUUCUGUUGUCCUCAGGCAUUUAGUCCAGAGUGCCUUACACAUUUCAAUGAAAAGACCUUCCUUGAUUUCUCAGUUUAUUUGCCAGAUGAACAAAAUUAGUUUUCAGAUUUUAGCAAUUAUCAUGUUGACACCCAGCCAAAGUAAUGAAGCCGCGCCGUUUACUUGCUGCAGUUCUUCAGUCGGCACCGAUGGAAAAUAAAGGUUGGACGCUUAGCGUUAGCAUUGCACAUACUACUGAUGCUGAUUGCCAACAUAUAAAGGGCGAAGCAGUCUCCGUUCAAAUUCAGCACAAAUUUAGAAUAAGUGGAGCCACUUGGCAACACGUUGUUUUACGUUCAGAAGUAUUUUGUAGAUUUUUACUGUACAUAAAAUUUAUGCAAAUAUUCAAAUGAAAAGGGUGUAGAUGUGCAUUAUAUCCAUUUAGGCAUGGGCUGGUUAUCCGUAUGACAUCUGUACUUCACAUCACUUGGUUCAUAUUACCUUAUGGAUCUGAAAGUUUUAUAAUAAAGUAUCAGAGAAAGUGCUGCUAACUUGAUACUGCUGCAGUGUUCCAUCCCCCUCCCCCACCUAUUGCUUCACAAUGCCAGUCGCCUUGCUGAAAGAAGACAACAGCACAUUCCCUCGCUUACAAUAUGACUUUUUUGCAUCGGGUAAACAUUUCUGGUAACCACAAAUGGUCGUAGGUUGAAAGCUAAAGGACAGACACCCAUCCACCUGGCACUUGGAUGAUGUUAGAAAUUGAUUUUGAAUUCAGGCGUGACAUUUCAUGAGACUGUUUUAAUUCUAGGUUGCCACAGAGAAAGUCGUACUGAGCCAUGCCUAGAUCCAACGCGGAAUCAAACCCGACGAGUCUGAACUCAGUUUUUUGUGUCAUUGUAUGUCUGCAGGAACCACUGUUUCAAUUAAAAUGCAGCAGAAAUUUAGAAUGUGCAAGUUGCACGUUAUUUGUUUUAAAUUGUACAUAUUCAUAAAGCAAUGUUACGUUUUCCUGAUGUUAGUUGAUUUUUCAGCAUCUCAAUGGCAGAAAUGGUCUCUGUGUGGCUGAGGCUGCAGGUCUUUAAAGCCCACAGCAAAUCAUUCAUUCAUCAAUGUCAUCAUCACAUGUGUUAAAUGAAUAUUUCUGCCAAUUUGUAAGUCACAGAUUGCUUUUUUUUAUGAUUAAAGAUGGUUUUUCUCCCGUGUCAGACGUCUGCCAUAACCAACUCUGACUUCAGCGGCACCAACUCUGAA
This is a messenger RNA of Poecilia reticulata (guppy), 3267 nucleotides long. RefSeq lists its product as uncharacterized. Lineage: Eukaryota; Metazoa; Chordata; Actinopteri; Cyprinodontiformes; Poeciliidae. The record is from RefSeq and is a predicted model, not a curated record.